This is a messenger RNA of Saprolegnia parasitica CBS 223.65, 6093 nucleotides long. RefSeq lists its product as hypothetical. The coding region runs from base 1 to 6063 and encodes 2020 amino acids. The record is from RefSeq and is a predicted model, not a curated record. Lineage: Eukaryota; Oomycota; Saprolegniomycetes; Saprolegniales; Saprolegniaceae. Gene Ontology annotation, molecular function: ATP hydrolysis activity; nucleic acid binding. The transcript is spliced from 2 exons.
AUGGCAAGCUUCCGACCGGGCGCGCCGGGCCAUGGGUCGACCGCUGGCAGCGUCUCCAUCUCGGCCUUCGUCAAGGACAAGAGCCUCGCGUACGUCGAGCGCAUGCUCGCGGUCACGGCGCGGGGCGGCGUCUACUACUCGUCCGACGUCCAGGCGACCUUGGCGAUCCCGAGCCAUUUGGAUGCGACCAAGGUCUGCAGCCGCGUGAUCCAUGCGCUCAAGCGCGAGCCGAACGUGGUGGCCACCGAGACGUCGGAGGGCAACUGGCGCUUUGAGGGGCCCCAUACGUCGAUGGACCGUCCGAUCGUCACGGCCGACUCGGUCAAGACGCUCUACGACGCGAUCCUUCUCGAGCACAGCGUGAGCGUGAGCCUUCUCGUGCGGAACUCGGCCAAGUACCCGCUCUCGAACCUGCGCAACCGCUUGCACAAGACGGGGUAUCUCUCGACCGACGCCAUUGCACCCGCCAUCGACAUCAUCAUCGAUACGGUGCUUCGCCACGACACGAGCAUCCGCUUGAUCAACAACGACAUGCUCAUCUCGACCGACAAGACGGAAGGCGAGCACAAGGACGACGACGACGACGAGCUCCCGACCGAGCGCGACGCCUUGGUCGCCGUGCUCGCCCACCGGCUCGCGAGAAAGGCCAUCUACUCGCGCCGGUCCGUCGGCCUCGUCGAGCAGCAGCUGCUCGUGCACAAGCUACCCGAUACGGGUAUGCGCCGCCGCGUCGUGCAGCGUCUGCAAGCCAUCGGUUGUUUUCUCUUUGUCGGUGACAACGACGCGACUGCGAUCGUGACGCUGGACCAGGACUGCCUCUACCGCCCGAUCCACGCGUUUGGCGACCUCAGCUUUCUUCGGCGGACGUGUGCCACGUGGCCAACGGUCACGAAUGGCGUUGCCAAGGUCGCGUCACGACCGCCGUCCGUGGCUGUCCCGAUAUCCGUAUCCACGACGCCAAAGAGUACGUCGUCGUCAUCGGUGCUGACGCCCGACCAAGUGCACGCGGCCAUUGAAGCCUACAUCUUUGCCGCGCAGCAGUGGCUCGAUGCGCAUGCCGAGGCCUGUCCGUCUGCUCACGUGUACUCGUGGAAGGUCGGUCUGACGUUUCCAGUGCCAUUGAGCAUCAUGAAGUCGGUCGUGGUUCCUGCGCUCGUGACCGACCCGCGCCUGCGCUACCGUCCGAGCUACCUCACGCUCUACUGCUUUGGGCCGCAAUCCGACGCGAUCUCGGACGACGCGCCGGCGACGCUCGAUGACGUCAUGGACCAAGUCGUGCCGCAUUUCCGGACGCGCAUGCUUGCAAUGACGCGGAAAGGCGACGUCUACGGCGCCGCCGACGUCAUCGGGUCGCUCCGCGUGCCGUCGCAUCUGAACAAGGACUCGGCGGUCAACUGCGUUCUCGACGCGCUCGCUCGCCACCCGGACGUCACGUGGCGGGCCGGCGACAGUCUUGGCCACUCGGGCUUUGUCGCAAGCGACAGCCACGUCAAGCUGCCGACGCCGCUCGUUGUGCCGCCGGUCGUCGCGUCGCAGUGGGUCAUCACGCCGUCGUUAUCGUCGCCGUCGUCGCCGUCGCCGCCGCGCCCGACAAGUUCGCUCACGGUCGACACGCGUCCCCGGACGCUCUACGACGCGCUUCUUAUCGAGCACAGCGUGCGCGUGGUCGAGCUCGUCCACGCGGCGUCCGGCCAUGCGUACUUGCUCCAGCACGUUGCUAGUCGCUUGGCGCGCACGUCGUACAUUCCACCGGCGUCGGCGCAGGACGCGCUCGAGACCGUCGUCAGCAUGGUGCUCCGGCUGGACCCGAGCCUGCGCGUGCUCGAGUCAGGAGACGGACCGUGCUUGGCACUCGGUGUCGCGCCGUCGCGGGUCGUGGGCGACACGGACGCCUCGCUACCGAGUGAGCUCAACGCGGUCAUGGACGUCGUCGCUCGCCGGUUUGCGCGGCGGAUUGCGUAUGCGCCGAUGCGCUUGGUGUCGAUGGCGACGCAGCUGACGCAAUGGGGCGUCACGAACGUCUCGGACGUGCUCGUCGGUGUCCAGGCGCGGCUCCAGUCGGUCGGGUGCUUUGUGUCGGCGGUCGUCGGCCCCGAUGUCGUCACGGCCAUUGACAAUGCGUGCUUGCUGCGCCCAGCGAGUGAGUUUGGCACGCUUGUGUUUCUGCGGCGCGAGCCGCGCUUUGCGUCACCAAGUGACGCCAAGUCGCCUGCGACGAAGCCACCACCGGGCAUGGUCGUGUCACCGGCCAAGCCAAUGGUGGACGUGUCUCUGCCGCCCGCACUCGCGUCGAGGUCGCUCUUGGAUUUGUUACUCGAGUGGCACGCGAUCACGCUCGGCGAUGCACUGCACGCGCUCGGUGAACCGCUGGCGAUAUCCCGCGUACACCGGCACCUCGAACGCACGGGGUACAUUACAUCGGACCUGCUUCCGCGGGCGAUCUCGGUGGUCCUCGCGCAGUUUGCGUCGGACGCGAGCCUUGGCAUGGAGGGCGACGGCGACGACAUGGUCGUGGUGCCGAUGGGCGAGCGCCGUCAUUGGACCACGCCUCGGUCGACGCCUUUCGACGGUCCGAGCAUGGUGCAAGCGACGGUGAUUGAGUUUAUCGAGCUCAUCGUCAAGGCGCCGCUGGACUACGUGGCCAUGGCGCGCAUCGUCAAGGAGAAGCCGCGCUUUGGCUACUCGACGAGCAAGACCAUGAAGCUCGUGCAGCAAGCGCUCUUUGAGACGGACUGCUUCCAAGUGCUCAAGACGGGCGAGAAGGCGCUCGUCACGAUUGCGCCGUGGGCCCUCCCGCGCAAAGCGAGUAUGCUGGUCAAGCACGCACUGCUGGCGCACUUGCUUGCGCGCUGGUUCUCUCCACCGCCACCACCAAACGGCGACCGUCCUACCGACGCUGCUCCGAGCAUCGACCGGCGUACCGAGCCGACGUCGACGGUCGUGAUCGAUCGAUGGGCUGUCGACGGUCCAACGACCGAUGCGACAGCACUCGAGGCGUACGUGGCGGCCUCGUUGGCGUGGCUAGAGACGCACGACGAAGCGUGUGGCGAAGCCGUCAUCUACGACCUCAAGCUCGAGUACCCCGUCUUGCCUGGCGUUAUCAAGACGCAAAUCCUUCCGGCGUUGAAGUGCGACCCGCGAUUGCAGAGCCGCCCGAGCUACGUCGCCGGCUUUUGCUUUGGGCCGCGCAGCAACGUAGACACGAACGCGCCGCUCUUGACGCGGGUGCUGGCGCAGGUUCUGCCGCACAUCAAGCGGUCGAUGCUCGCGACGAUCGAGAAAGGACGUCCGUUCCACGAGUCGGACGUGCGCGGACUCUUGCGUCCGCCGGCGACGCUAUCGCUCGACAUCGUCGUGCAACAUGUCCUUGGCGCGCUCCAGCAAGAGCCCAACGUUCGCUUUACGCUCAAGAGCGACACUGGGCGUCUGGUGUUUUUCAGUCGAAACGACGAUGACGACGAUGACAAUGACGACGACGACGACGAUGACGACGAGGACGACGAGGACGACGAUGACAGCGAUGGCGAUGACGAAGAUGACGCGGACGAGGACGAAGAGAACGAAGUGGACGAUGUCGUCAACGCUGCCGACAGAGUUUCGGUGACGUCGAUCACGGAGAGCUCGGCGACGGUCGACGACGCCAGCAUGUGGAACAUCCGCGCGAUCGAGGCGCUGGUAUCUCCAAAGAGCGAGUCGGCAAGCGACGAUGCGAUCGUGUCGCUGCACCACGAGACCUUCUUGGCGUCGAUCCUCGCGUCGGUGGCGUCGGGCAGCGUCUUUUACGUGUCGUCCCUCUCCAGCCAAGUGCGUGCACUCGUCAACAACGACAGCGCGGCCACGAUGGCCAUCAAUGCGAUCCUUGCGUCGCCGCGGCUCCAUCCGCAACUGCGCUACUGCGACGACGACGACCGGCGUCCGUGCUUUGUCGCAGCGACGCCACCGCCGGCGACGAUCGAUCCCGAGACGGUUCAGAAACACGUGGCGGCGCUGAGCCAACGCAUGGAGCACGCGCUGCGUACGGCGAUGCGUUUUGACGUGGGGUUUGUGCCCGGCGUUGGCGACUACAACAGCAGCGAGCUCGCGCGCCUCGUGGUGGCCGAGGUCGCCAAGGACCCACGCUUUGAGCUGCGCGCGACAGACGAGCGUCAACCGUACUUUGAAACGUCACGCGCGCAUCUUUGCAAGCCAGCGUCGCCGCCGCGCAAACCGGAGCCGCAAGCCCGGGUGACGGUAAUUCCGCUGGAGCCGGUCGGUUUUACGCCGCCGGUGCCGACGAACGUCGACGACGCGCCGCGACCGGCUCUGCCCGCCAAAGUUGAGUUGCAUGGACACGUUGCAGUGGUCAAGACGGCGGUGCAACUGCGCGAUGUCGUAGCCGCGCACGCGAUCUUGCGCGAGCCGUGGCUGCCUGGUCGCAUCGCGCUUGCCGUCCACGGCAACGGCUCUGCACUCUUGUUGGCCAUGGCCUGGGGAACGGAAGCGCUCAUCGUCGACUGCGAAAGCACCCGGGUCGAUGUCGUUGCGACGCUGCUGCAGCCAAUGCUUCUCUCACCAAGUGUCUGCAAGGUCAUCUACGGCUCGCACACGCAGGCCGGCGCUUUCGUGCGUCUUGCCAAUAGUCCGAUCGCGUCACUCAUCGACCUCGAGCUCCUCUUUGAGCACCAGACGUCGCGCUUCAACGUCUCGUUUGCCGAGAUGCUCUCAAUCGUCGGGCUACCGGCGCACCCGCACCCGCGGUACCUCGACCGACCCGACUUUUUGAACCACCGCCCACUGCUUCCGGAAGCCACGCAAGCCGCGGCGGCGACAGUCCAACUGCUUCUUCAAGCCUCGGAUGUCCUCGCCAAGGCCAUUUUCGACAACAUUUCGCCGCUCAUGUCAGCCUCCAACCAGCGACUGCAUCACGCGAUUGCUUCCGAUGGCCAGCGAUCGCUCUGCUUUGAUGCGCAACACAAUCAGCGCCUUGUCUCGACCGAGUACCUCCAGGCGUGGCGGCCCCACGACGUUAUCUCGAGUCCGCCGGUGGUCAUCCACGAAGACUUGGACGACAUUUUGGGGUUGCUGCCACCCGACCUCGCGGCACCUCUGCUCCAACCCGACGUCAGCGCCAAGCUGCUCGACAUCGUCUUGGACCUCGGACGCCGACCGUGGGCAUGGGUCAAUGGCGCGCGUUUCUUCCUCGACACAGCCAAUCAGGAUCGCGUCGUCACGAGAGACGACCUGGAUUCGAUUGUUGACCGCAUUGGCGGCUUUGGCAGCGACAACCGCGCCGGCCUCGAGCGCCAACUGCACCGCAUCUCGGCCAUUCGCAACCGCCAAGACAAUAUCAUCGCACUCACGAUCCGCGUCGGCCGGUACAUUGAGGGCAACGCGGGCUUGAUCGCGGAUCUUCUGGCGACGGAAGACAAGAACAUUCUCUUCCUCGGCGAACCUGGCUGCGGCAAAACCACCAUCGUCCGCGAAGUCUCUCGGCAGCUCGCGACCAAGUACAACGUCUGCAUCGUCGACACGAGCAACGAGAUUGCAGGCGACGGCGACAUUCCGCAUCCGUGCGUGGGCUUGGCGCGGCGCAUGAUGGUGCCGUCGCUCAACGACCAAGCCGCAGUCAUGGUCGAGUGCGUCCAGAACCACACGCCCGAGGUCAUGGUCAUCGACGAGAUUGGCCGUCCGAACGAAGUCGAGGCCGCGCGCACGUGCAAGCAGCGUGGUGUGCGCAUCGUGGCUUCGGCGCACGGCGACCUGCGCAAGCUGCUCAAGAACAAGCCGCUGCGAGGUCUCGUGGGCGGCGUCGAGUCGGUGACGGUCGGCGACGCAUUGGCCAAGGAAAAGCAAAAGAAGGACGACAAUGGGCCGCUGCGAAAGCUGUUGGCGCAGCGCGGUGGCGAGCCGAUCUUUGACGUGAUUGUGGAGCUGCGUCGCGGGCAGUACAACGCGUGGCGCAUCGUGACGGACGCCGCGUCGGCGGUCGAUGCCAUCUUGGCCGGCGAGGCGUACGAAGCGCAAGUGCGGACGCGGCCUCCGUACGGCGGCGUGGGUUUUGGAUACGGUGUCGAGUCGAUCUAAACGCAGAGAUCAAACAUUUUGAACAAAGUC